Messenger RNA from Lucilia cuprina (Australian sheep blowfly), 868 nucleotides. RefSeq lists its product as uncharacterized. The record is from RefSeq and is a predicted model, not a curated record. The transcript is spliced from 4 exons. The coding region runs from base 99 to 749 and encodes 216 amino acids. Lineage: Eukaryota; Metazoa; Arthropoda; Insecta; Diptera; Calliphoridae.
CAUUUCAUGCUGACAAGCACAAUGAAAUUAUAACAACUUCCAUCAUCAGAUACAAACUUUUGUUAAAAUAAGACAUAAAAGCAGAAUAAACAGUAACAAUGUGUAGCGUUAAUGAAAGAAUUGAAAAAUUAAAUAGAAGAACUCAGGAUUUACGUAAAGAAGUUAAAGAUUUGAAAGAAACUUUAAUGCAACAGAAUAACUAUAUAAUAAGUUUGUUGACAAAACAAAGUGGAAUGUUAGAGGAGAAUAUCGAAAUAGAGCGUAAUUUUUCUCAAGUUCAUUAUGGUAAAAAAAUUUCCCACUUUGCAAGACGUUUUCCGCUGGAUAGUAUAGAAGAUUUAAAAAAAUUUGAAUUGGAAAUUGAUGAGGACAACAAAGAGAAUAUUAUAAAUAUCAUACAAAGUCUGCUUUCACCUCAAGGUAUUAUGAAAAAUGUCAUUAAUAUUUUGUCCGAUAAAAUAAUUAUGCAGUCGAAUGUAGAUGGUCAUCAUAAUAAAACACGAUUAUUAAAUUUUCCCAAAACUAUAGAUGUUUUAUUUUUGGCCAAUCGUAAAGAUGACAAUUAUAGCUCUAAAAUGUUUCUAGACGAUUUAAGGCGUUCCUUGAGAGUAGUUAAGAAUCGUUGUCAUAAAAACAAUUGUCGGGCUAGACAGAAACAAUUAUUACGUGAGGAACAGGAAAGGGAUGAACAAGAGGAGAGUACUGAAGAAAGUUUUACGGCAAGAACUGAAGAAAUCUAUUUCGAUUAGUUAUAAUAAAUAAAAACUAUUUAAAAAUGUAAUGUGAUUUGUUGUUCGAAAGCAAAUUAACGAUAUAUUUGUGUAAAUAUUUGUAAAAAUAAAAUAGGUUUUUAAGAUGUUGGUUAUUA